This is a messenger RNA of Helicoverpa armigera (cotton bollworm), 2777 nucleotides long. RefSeq names its product mRNA-decapping enzyme 1A (gene DCP1). The record is from RefSeq and is a predicted model, not a curated record. Gene Ontology annotation, cellular component: P-body. Gene Ontology annotation, biological process: deadenylation-dependent decapping of nuclear-transcribed mRNA; positive regulation of catalytic activity; deadenylation-independent decapping of nuclear-transcribed mRNA. The transcript is spliced from 2 exons. Bases 91 to 1302 code for a protein of 403 amino acids. Gene Ontology annotation, molecular function: enzyme activator activity; mRNA binding. Lineage: Eukaryota; Metazoa; Arthropoda; Insecta; Lepidoptera; Noctuidae.
AACGGUUCUAAAAUGGCGAAUUUAUUCGUUCUUGUCAUUUUGCUGUGAUGCUUGCUCGCUGUGUAAAAACUUGUAUUUUGUUGCUAUAAAAUGGCUGACACCGGACUACGUAUGAAUUUUGCUGCCCUAAAGAGGGCAGAUCCAUACGCCAGAGAAAUAAUCGACAGUGCUACCCACGUUGCGCUUUAUACAUUCGAAGAGAACGAAUGGGAGAAAACUAACAUCGAGGGUGCUUUGUUUGUGUACAGUAGAAAUGGUGAACCGUACCAUAGUUUAGUGAUUAUGAACAGAUUGAGUACGAAUAACCUAAUCGAACCAGUGUCGAAAGGAAUAGAAUUGCAAUUGAAGGAACCUUUUCUUUUGUAUCGGAACGCCAAGUGUCGUAUUUACGGCAUAUGGUUCUAUGAUAAAGACGAGUGCGUUAGAGUUGCGACAAAACUAAAUUCUUUGAUCAAAGAGUCGUUGAAGCAAGUACCUGGCGACAACAUGCCACAGAAUGCGGUUUACAAUGCGUCAACACCAAGUGCCCCCGUCGAUAUAUUCAGCAUGUUGAGCAAGGCCCAGGACGACUUCAACUCCAACAAGGGUCUCGUUGCUAGCAAAUGUGAUUCAACUCCGUCACGGGCACCGGACAUGACGUCGCAGAGCGUGAUGGACUUCUUCGCGAAAGCCGGGAGUGGUGCGGCAGCGCAGAUGCCGGCGGUGUCCUCGCUGCCGUCGCCCGGGAUCUUUGGGCCUCGUCCGACAGACGCGCGCGAGGUGCCGCAGCUGCUGCAGAGGCUUAUGAGUAAUCCUGCACAUUCUGUUGAGCAUAUAGAGAAACAACAACGCUCUGUGACACCACAAGAGGCCCAAAGCUCAAAUGGCAAUAUGAAUUUGGAUUCAGCAAUAAGACAAAACUGUGGGUUCCCAUUGAAGUCGACUCCUAUUGAUAAACCAAGUCAGCAGAGGAUAUCUGGUAUGAAGAAGGGCCCGUUGGAUUCAAGUGACACUAAUGGCAUAAUGCCAUUGGAGAGUGAGUUGAAUUUGAUGCACAUUUCUUCUCCAAAGCCGACAUCUCCUCUGGCCACAUACUUGAAUCAAUCGCAGGACAUCAGCCACACGCAGAAGCCGGCGCUGAUGCCCCCCACCAUGUUCACGGCCAGCACGGGUGGAGAUGUCCAGCCCUCGCCUGAGCCCCUCACUAGGAACCAGCUGCUCCAAGCUUUCAAUUAUCUACUGAAACAUGACGCUGACUUUGUGAACAAAUUGCAUGAGGCUUAUGUUAAAUCCUUUUCAGAAAAGGCAUUCUCUGUGUCAUAAAAUUCAUUCUUUGAUAAGUGGCUGCUAUCAACAGUUGCACACAUUAAAGUAUAAAAUGUACAGCCGUAAUUUGAAUAUAAACAAACAGUAUAAACUGAAUCUUCUUUAAAAUGUUGUGUAGACCCUCUAGUUUUGUAGUGACUCAUUGUUUGGAGUAUUUUUAAAUAAGUUUUAAACCUUGACUGUAACCUGUACAGAGAAUGAAUUUUAGUGACUAAUCUUCUUUUAAUUUGGACAGAAGUCAAGAAGGUCCCUUAAGCCGCUACUUGUGAUAUUUAUAUUGGCUACAGCUUAAGGUUAUAUUCAAAAUCCAUUAUAUUUGAGCAAUAAGUACCUUCAACUUAGUUCUAACCAUGAGUUCUUUGCAAUAUUAUUAUAUGUACAACAUUUUUAAAGACAAUACUAUGACUACUUUGACAAAUACGCUUUUCUAAGAGAUAUUUUUAUUGACUUGAUGUGCUACAUUAAACUUCCAUAAUUUUAAAAGAAAAAAAAGUUCUUUUAAUAUUAUAAGGACUGCAAAAAUUUGCUAUAUCUUUACAAGAACUAUUGUAACUCAUUACAGCGUAGGCAUCAGAUUUUUUAGGUUUUAUUGUAUGUUAAAUGUUUUUAUUUCAUGUAAAAUUUUGUCAGUAGCUAAUAGUAAGAUUUGUCCCUUUUGUUUUUUAUAUAUCUAGUUUUUCGGUCAAAUUUUAGUAUGAGAAUUGAAUGUUAUACAAAACAGAAGACUAAUAUACAUUAGAUACAGGGGAAAUCAAAUGAUAAUAUUGGUUAAAAAUGUUUUUCUUCAAAGAUGUAAAAUUUAGUCACUUGUUUAGGGAGAAAAAAUAAUUUCGUAAGUCAUAUUUCUCCUAAGAAUCAACUUUCUAAGGAUGGUGUGUUGUGCUAGGCACACUGAAAAUAAAUAAGUUCAAUUGCCAGGAAGUCAGAACUUCCAAAGGGAUCUACCAUCUACUCCCUUUAAAAGUCACCAUUUCUAAUCUGAAAUGGAAUAUGUACUUUGCCAAACUAUAAAAUCACCUUUCAAAUAUGCAUGGUCGAAUUAAAUCGACGACCAUUUUGUUUAUUGUAAAUCAUAAAACAUGAAUAAAUAAAACAAAAAAAUGUUGAUACUUUAGAAAACAUCUUUAAAAUUUAAAACCAUCUCUGUGCUUGUACAUCUAAUGCUCUUUGACAAUGUUAUUACCUGUAAGAAAAUUAUACAUUUGGACAGAUUUUAAUGUUGUGUGGAGAUAUUUUUGUUUAGUCUCAUUACAAGGGAGCACAAUUUGACGAAAACUAAUUUUGGCCUACAUAACAUUGAUCCUGUACAAAUAUAAAUUAGUUUGAUUACAAAACUGUGUUAAUUUUGAAAUGCUCCCACAAUCCUGUCUAACUUUUUGUAAACACAUAGGUCCGGCGAUAAUAGUUUUUGACAAUUUUCAGUUAGAAUGUUAUCAUAAAAAUAGUCUCAAAUUAAAGGGUUCAUCGAAUUA